This is a messenger RNA of Mollisia scopiformis, 679 nucleotides long. RefSeq lists its product as uncharacterized. The record is from RefSeq and is a predicted model, not a curated record. Bases 278 to 451 code for a protein of 57 amino acids. The transcript has a single exon. NCBI's taxonomy places the organism in Eukaryota, Fungi, Ascomycota, Leotiomycetes, Helotiales, Mollisiaceae.
ACCACCGAAGAUCUCCCGCCUUGAAAUCGACUAGGUGAAGAAUAGAUGAUCUCCACCAUAUUCUAUCGUAGGACCCUCAAAAAAGUGCUAUCUCAUUUCAUCCAACCCAGAGAUCUCGCCACGUUCGCUAAUAUAAUAAUUGCAGGUGCCUUCCGCCUAGCUAGCAGCAACGACAUCAUUCUCUGUGGUUUAGAGACACUGCACCAAGAAUCUUAUUAAAUACUCGCGAUCCGAAAUUCCCACUAGGUGGAGUGUUCCUGAUCGGACCAUGCUCAUCAUGGUUUUGCAUAAGAGUCUUCUCACGACUUUACUUACAACCUCUAUCUGUGUAUCUGCGUUUGGUUUGGCUUUAGCAUUGUUCUUAGAAGAUCCAUUUGAUGUGCUGUCAGGGACUGCAGCAUAUGCUGCUGCGCUUGUGGUAUUUGUUGGGACAAGUGGUGCUGGAUCUUGAGGAUGCCCUUUAAGUCGGUGAAACCGGAUCGAUUCACUCACAUAAGUUAAUCGAACAAAAGCAAUACUGCGAAGGCACUACAAUGGCUAAAUACAUUGUGCAUUGGCCAUCAUACGUGAAUUGAGCUUCGUGUUGGUUAUCGGGAUAUCGUUGGUCUAUUCUCUGAAACAUGAGAGAGGGGUAAGAUGAGAAGUGAGAGCCAGUAGCACACCAAAUAUCAGGAAAGAA